AUGGGAAUCCACGAAAUCUUCUCUGCCGGAUCCGAAACCGACUCCUACACAGGGCAAGGCAGACAAAGCGGCCUCACCGCUGACGCGAACCACGACACAAUCACAACCACCGAAGCAAGAGGUACAAAUGCCCAGGGCGCAUGGUCCGCGUACUCAGCAUCAGCAGUCGUCGUCCAGACAGCACGCUCCGACAACGAAGGUGCUUGUCAGAUUGUCGUCACCAAAGAAAUUGCCGUGUGUCGCGCUAAAGACAUGGAACUGGAAGACAUCCAAGCCGCCAUCACACUAUGCAAUAUGAGCUUAAGCGGCUCCCGACACGGCGGGACAGCGUGA
Molecule: messenger RNA, 333 nt
Organism: Metarhizium brunneum ARSEF 3297
Lineage: Eukaryota; Fungi; Ascomycota; Sordariomycetes; Hypocreales; Clavicipitaceae
Source: RefSeq, a predicted model, not a curated record